Molecule: messenger RNA, 7928 nt
Organism: Lineus longissimus
Lineage: Eukaryota; Metazoa; Nemertea; Pilidiophora; Heteronemertea; Lineidae
Exons: 12
Coding region: 54-1736 (560 amino acids)
Biological process (GO): cytoplasmic microtubule organization
Cellular component (GO): nucleus; cell cortex; microtubule plus-end
Molecular function (GO): microtubule plus-end binding
Source: RefSeq, a predicted model, not a curated record
UAUGGCCGAAGUUUAGUUGCGACUGUGAGGUUGGCUCUGAAAAAUGUCAUGAAAUGGAUACAAAUAGUUCGGAUCAGAGUCCACCGCUUAGUGAACACGCUGGGUCGUCAUGGUUACCCGUCUGGGAACACGAAUCAUCGUCACUUUCUGCUCUGAAUCUAGGAAGCAGCAGCAGCGGAUUAAAUGGCCUUGUCGAAGAUAAAGAAAUUGCUGCUAAGGCUGUGGCAUUCGUCGUCAAUAGCACGCGGAAAGGAAUCGUGCCGCUCUGUGCAGAUGUCGCCACUAUAUUCAGAAUACGAAGAUCCUUGGAACACAAGGUAUCUGACUUGCAACGUGAGAAUGACAUCCUACGUUCGCAGACCAACAGUAUCCGGACGAGUCAAUCGACGAGCCCGGCACCGCCAUCACUCGUCAACUCACAACAAUCUCACUCCAACUCGGCGGUCAACCGCAGCAGCCAAACACAUGAUAAGGAUGGAUCCCGGCCCUGUUCACGGUGCAGUAGGUGUUCCAGUAUCGUCUGUUCGUCCCCUAAACCGGACAAAACCAAUCACAUCGUUCACCCGACGAACAGUUCAAUAGAAAGUUUACAUAUCUCAAACGUGCAUCCCCCAAACGGAAUAACAACUCGUGCGCUGGUGCAUCACCAAAGUGAUGAAUCUAUGAACAGUCAUGUGACAUUGACGCGAGAGCGGAAAAAUUCUCUGCCGGAAAUGACGAGCGAACCUAACAAGGAAGUGCCAAAAAUAAGUCCUGUAGCCCAGGUUUGCAAGGAAGUGCAAUGUGUGAUAAUUCCGUCGCAAACGGAUGUAAAACUCGAGGAGCAGUUUCGUGAAACUGUAAAACUGAACUCGAAGUUAGCGGAAGAACUUGGGGCCGCCAGGAAGGAGAUUGAAAUAUUAAAAGGACGAUUAAAAGAAUUUGAGAUGAACAAUCUUGCUCGUCACUAUAGCGACCAGUUACAUUACGAAGAUGAAUGUAUGAGUAGUGACACCAGUCUGACGAAUGGACACACAGACAUGGACGUCAACGCCGCCAUCUUGCCUAUAAUCCAAAAUUCAAAACACAAACACCAUCGGUCUUCAAAUAGCAGCAGCUCAGAGAGCGUCCCCGGGAAAUCCAAACACGGGAAGAAGUCCUCUCCAUCCUCGAGUAUUGUCUUCCCGAGUCCUAUCCCGGGAUGCAAGUGUUCCAGCUGUGAAACGUUGCUGGGCAGCGGCGGGACGAAAGUAAAAAACGGUUUUGCGGACAAUAAAAAGUUUCAUAUUAACGGUGGGAAACAUUAUGUGAAUUUAGAUGACCACGUUGUCGUAAAAGGUGAACGGGCAGGCUACAUCCGGUACAUCGGUCAUCUUGACAUCAAAAUUGGACAGCCGAAUAUGGUGUUUGUUGGCGUCGAAUUAGAUGCACCUGUUGGCAGGCACGAUGGGUUUUUCAACGGGAAGCGUUAUUUUUAUUGUCACAAAGACCACGGUGUCUUCCUGCCGCUACAGGAUGUUGUCUGCAUUAUUACAAAAAAGAUUGCUAAAAAGCUCCAAAAUUAUGUCACGCACACCGAGGUGCGGCGGAGGCCUUCAUCUGAAUCUGAGAGGGCGCCACCGACAAAAUCAUCCCCGAAACGGGAUAAAACUGACAAAUCUGGUAAAGCUGAACAACGGCUUUUUGCACCAGAUGCACUAACGGGCAAAUCAAUUAGGGAAACCAUUAUGUCUAGUACAGAAUACGUCGACGUAUGACACGAACCUUGCAAGAUGGAGAAACGUUGGAGCCACGUUCUGGUCAAGGAAAUGCAAAAUAGUCUUCCCACAAUGCACUUGAGACGUCUAGGCACCGCUAGAAAACUAAUAACGGCCACAAACAAUGCUAAGACUAAUCUGCCGUCGAAAUUUGUGAUGCAUGGCUGCAGCAACUGACACUUCACUUUGCGGAGUGUUUUGCCAUGCCACCUAGUGUAGGAGUAACACACUAAUUUGUGCCUUCGGAAACUGCCAUCAACAGCUGCGAUUCAUUGAAGGAAGAUUGACUUCUUUAGUUUUAGAGUAUUCUGCUAGGUGGCACCAUUUUCAUAGUUUCAUUGAGGAUUCACUCUUCAAAAUGCCAUCAUUGACCUUGACCUUAGGUUUCCAUUGAGUGACCUUGACCUUUGAGUGUCCUGCGACCUUGAAUUUUGACACGGUGUGCUGAUAUGUUCCGAUGAUUGACAAUUGACAAUAUACAAUUGACUUUUCACUUUUGUGAGAAAUGUGUAAAUAGGAAAAAACUAUGUUUAUAAUUCUUGCCAAAAAGCCAAUGAUUACAUACUGCUGGACUAACAGGUUGGAUAACUAUUGUUACCGUAGUGAUUACCUUUGACCUAGAAUGGCCAAAAGGUGAAUUAUUCAUUCACAACUGAUGUUAUAAUGGUGCCGACAUACUGCAUAAUGAAGUAGUUAACAAAUUAUAUAUUUUACGCUGGACAUAUGACGGAUUGACCAAAUUCACUUGUUGUAAAUAGCGUCGUCUGUAAGAGUGACUUUCUGGUCGUGAAAUUUGUCAGUGCGUUUCAUAUUAUUCAGACGUAAAUCCUUCUUUCUGUACAAAGUCUGAUCAUUUUGGGAUAACAAGAUUUAGGUGAUUGAUUAUAAACCAUGGCUUCCUGUAGAUCAGGGUCAGAAGGCCCGGCAGUGAUGUCAUUCUGGUAGCCAUUUUGGGUGUCAGUUCAUGUCCUUGACCUUUCAGAAGUGUGCACCAUGUGUGGGUAAUGUCCCAAUGGACAUCCCCACACCAUUACCAAAGCCAUUGUUGACCAACUACAAUUAGCACCACGUUGGUCAAGGACGUCAAUUUGACAUCGAAAAUGGCAUCUUUUUGUGAUGAAAUCAUCGACACACCUCUUAGAGAGCACCAAUGCAAGACUUCUUCUUUCCUUUCGUUCAACAGAUUCCGAUCAGCGAUGGAUCUCGACUUCAAACUUGGCACCUCGGAUUGGUGGCAGCUAUCCGAAGUUGAAAUGACACAUUAUUAGUGUUGCCAUAGCAACUAGUUCCAUGACAACCACGGUUUCCUUAGCAACUGCAGGGUUUGGGACCCUGAACGAUACACUUUCACUAGUUACAAUGUCGCAGCAAAUUCAUCACUAGUUACGAAGCCACUACUUAGUGAAGUAGAUGUUAUGGAUGAUUAUUGAAAUAUUUUGAAAGGAAAUGUAUUAGCAGUUUAGCUAGUUGUUUGCAAUGUGUUUAUGUUUUAUUCAAAGUGUGUACAUUCAGUGUAGAUAAGUUGCUGCCUUUAUGUAAAAUAUUGAGCCAAAUUUAAGAACAAGGUUAUUAUUCAGUCCUGUAGUCGAAACCAGGACCAUGCAGACAUUAUUUCAUUAACCACCUCUUGCCAAAGAUACAUAUAUAGGUAUGCCUAUACGCAUAUGCACAACAACAAGCGUUUAAAUGCUGUUAAAGGGACAAUAUAGGCAGGAGCUAGGCAGGCAAGAUAAAGUUACACGAAGUCACCAAUAGGGGUCUCUAACAUCUCACAGUACGCCAGAAUGAUUCAUGCUUGCACAAGGAAUAUAUUUAGUGCUGAAUCUGACAUGACCCAGGGCCCUUACUGUGUAUGUUAGUCACCUGAAGAUGGCCAAAGUAGCCCCUCUUGUCCUGCCUAUAGCUCCCCUUCAAAUGGUUUAAAUUUAUUUUUAUUAUAUCGACGUGUUUUGGCAUAUCAGCCAAAACUACAUUUCCUAAUAUUUAAUGCAUGCGAAUUAGUCAGAUUAGGCAAAAGGUAUUAUUCCAGUUUUAUUUUUUACUUGCUCCUGCGUAAUCAGAGUUUGAAAAUUUUGAUUGCAACUCCUGCCGCUUGCCAUGAUAGGCAGAAGUUAUAACCAAUGGGGAUAUUAUUUUACGUCUUCAUGCUUCGAUGAAUUUAUACAGUUAUACUAUAUUGCGUCUUCAUGCUUCAAUGAAGUUAUACAGUUAUGCUAUAUUGCCAAAAACAUGUACAUUUCUGACAAAAAUUUCUCUUGAGAGGAACACAGCCAAAUACAUUUAUAUCAUUUGAUGACACUUUUGUUCAAGUCGGAAAGGUUUAAUGGAGACCGACAAUUUUUCACGCUUUUGUUAUCAUUGUUCACCAAAAAUUGCGAAACAUUUAAAAAAUUCAUAGAUUCAGAAAUUCCUUUCGUUUUUCUAAUCACGAUUAGAAGUAUUUCUGCAAAUGGCGGUUAUUGGCAAUGUAAAAUCAUGCUAAAAGGACCUUAUUACCAGAUGAACACAAUAUUAUUUCUUUUAAAGACUCCAACAACACAUUCUCUGAACUUUGAUGAAUAACUUCAUGGCCACCUCGGCAAGCAGGAAGGCCUGCCUGAUUCUCAGCAAUCUGGGGAAUUAGAUUCUCCGGGGUGAUCUCGCGAUUAAAACCAGUCUGUAUCCUGUGAUUGAAAUGGGUUCAUUUAUUGUUGUAGGGGAAGCAGGUUAUGAGGGUAAGAAUCUCAUUUUUAUCGGCAAGUAUUAUAGCCAUUUCGACAAAUUCUCUUCAGGAUUCUAAAAACGUUAAUUUCUUGUUAAAAUAUUGACUCUUUCUUUCACUGUGCUGUGUACAUGCUUAUUUUGUCGCUGUAUUUUCGAUGCUUCAUUUUAUUUUCGGUCAUUCCAAAAAAAAAUAAAAUUGUGAGUUUGAGGUUUUCAGUUACCAUAAAGUCGGGUGAAUUGGCCCUGGGGGAGGAAUUGACCCCCAAAAAUCUUAUUUGGGCCUGACUAUGAUGACGUUAAGCCACUGAGUUAUCUUUAAACAUAUAGUGACCGCAAUGCAGACAAGAUUAUUUCUAAUCACCUUCAGGACGCAUGUAAACACUGAACGUGAACGCAUCAUACCAUUAACGAGUAGUUGCAUGAGUGCCAGCUGUCAAAUGUUUGUAUGAAGUUUUACGAUUCUUUUGAGUAACUGAAAUAAUACUUGAGUAAGUCUAGGGCUUUGCACCAGUCCCAGGGUUGACAGAAGUUCAAACGAAAUUUCCAGACAUUGUAUACCUGGUAACGCAUCCCCGUGAAUAGUAUAUCUUGGUUACUGCUCUGUUACUUUGGUUACUUAUCAAUGCGCAUGUGUAUACCAAUACAAAAAACUGGAAACAUUAUUCCAACUUAUGCGACAUGGUGUUGAUUCUAAGUCUCCAAGGGAGUUUUGUUUUAGUGUAAAAAUGUUUGCAUAUUCGUAUAUGCUAAUUUGCGUGCUUAUUCAUGCAAUCCAUGGUAACUUAUCUGGUGAUGUCACUAUAUAUGUGUACAUUUUCCCGUGAUGUCAUCAGUAUUUGUGUUCCUAAUUUGCAUAUUAAUUUGCUUAUGUGCUAAACGUUUGUUUGACGUAUGUUUACCAGAAACCAGUGUAUGAAUAUUUACAACGACCGAUCAUAAAUCAUAUAAUGGGUUCUUGGUGAACAUAAUUUCGAACCAUCAGUCAUUUUGUAAAAUAUUGCAUGUCAUAUAGUCCCCAGGGUUUGUUGCGAUUUAGAUUGCACCAUUGGGGUACGAGGUUGAAUAUAUGUAAAUAUGACAGAUAGUGUAAUUCCACAUGUAUGUAUUAUGAAAUAACUGGUGAAUAGCCAUGGAUAAAAUAAGCGUUAAAAUAUCCGUGAGUAACUGGUAAAAUAGCCAUGGAAUAGGUGUUUAAAAAAGUGGUAGAAUGACCCGAGAGGACUACCGGUAAAUAGCCUUGGAACGGCCUGUGAAAUAACACACCAUGGAAUAACUGGCGAAAAGAGUCAAAUAACCAAGAAUUACCAUUGGAAUGUCUGGUGAAGUAACCACCAUGCAUUAACCAGUGAUACAUGUACAUUUAUGCAUGGAUACAUGGAUACAUGUACAUGUAUGCAUGGAUACAUGGAUACAUGUACAUGUAUACGUGUAUACAUGUGCAUAUACACAUGUACACAUGUUACCAUGUACUAAAAACAGUAAAAUAACCAAGAAUUGCCAUUGGAAUAUCUGGUGAAGUAACCACCAUGCAAUAACCAGUGAUACAUGUACAUGUGUACAUGGAUACAUGGAUACAUGUACAUGUAUACAUGGAUUCAUGUACAUGUAUACAUGAAUACAUGUUACCAUGGACUGAAAACAGUAAAAUAACCAAGAAUUGCCAUUGGAAUAUGAAGUAACCACCAUGCAAUAACCAGUCAUACAUGUACAUGUAUACAUGUAUACAUGUUACCAUGGACCAUGGACUAGAAAAAGUAAAAUAACCAAGAAUUGCCAUUGGAAUAUCUGGUGAAGUAAUCAUGGAAUAAACAGUCAAAUAAUUAUUGAAUGAGCAAUGACUAGUCCACUAGAGGCAUAGCCAGUGGGGUGGGAGGGGGCAACAUGGGGGCAGAUGCACCUAAUACAAGUCACUUUAAAAUUUGUUUUGAGGGGAGUGGUUUUGACUGUAAUUUUGUAUGUGAUGUUGGAUCAAAAUUUCAAAACAUGUCAUUUUGCUCCCCCCUUCCGACCAAAAAGCUAGCUACAUGUAUGCCCCUGUAAACCAUAGAAUAAUUCAAGGCUUAAUGCCCUGUAGCAAACCAUGACUGAACUGCUGCGAUGUUAAAGGGAACUGGAACCGCCGAGCGAUUUAUUCAACUUUUCGACUUUCACCGCCCGAGAAAGUCAAACUUCCAACUUCCUAUUCGAGUUCAGAUUUGUAGCUCCGCCCCCAGUGCACGAGCAUGCGCAGUUCAAUUUGUUAUUAUUGAGAAUCAUGUGAGAAUCACGUGAGUCAUGCGAUCUUUCAUUCAUGAGUUUUCGUAGUAAAUUCCAUAGUAGUGACCUCACUCAAUGAUUGACACCUAGGCGCCAUGUUUCAUUCAUGCCUCGUUCUGAUCACCCGGUACGCGGGAAAUGAAAACGAGGUCAUACGAACUGGCUUGGCGGUUUCAGUUCCCUUUAAAGUUGAUUUCCGAUACAUGUUUUUCUUAAAGGAGGGGUGACUAGGUAAUGCCGGGCAGACACUAGGGCUGUUCUUGGCUGUAUCAAAAAGUGAAGGCCUACACAAUGAAUUAACAAGCUGUAUGUGCCCUUUUUCAGAUGAAUAUCUAUAGCACCUUGACAGCAUUAUCCUGAUACACUCCUUCUUUAUGGUUCUAAUUACUUAAAAGGUAAAGGAAAUUGUGCGACCAUGUUUUACAAAAAUGCCAACUCGGUAAGUUCCAUGACAACCUGUAGUGUCAGCUAAGUUUCUUGCCCAUUUUGUGAUGCUGUGGUAUCAUUGCUAUGGCAGUGUUGUGUUUAGAUGUCACCAUAGCAACCAUAGAUGUAUUACCAUGACAACUAUAGGUUUGUAUUGUUUUGUUUAUUUUUCUGUUGGUGGUGGUGAGUAAAAUAGGGAAAAGCAGUUUUAGGUGGCUGCAAUGAGGAAGUGGCUGAGCAAAUCCGCUUGGAUGCCCAGGGUACUUUUUCAGGGCUGAUUACCUGAUACCUUUUAUCAAGAAUGAAUUAAGACUACACUUUAGUAUCUUAUACACCCUAUAAGAUUGAAAUUUUCAAUGAAAUGUAGACUCUCAAUGGCAUUAUAUGUGUCCUUGCAGAUAUUUCAUCACAGACCAGUUUUGUUGGUGAAUAUUUUGGUAUUUUUUGUAACAAUUGUUCUGAGUGUUGAGAUCAUGCUGAAUCCAUUAUUUGACCUUGACCUUUUGAUUAUAGCAAGGUGACUCAUGACCUUGACAAUUUCGUAUGUUGUCAUGCUGAUGCAGAAUAACCUUGGCCAACUGUAACCAAGGCGAUUCCUAAUGACCUUGAAGUUUUAUGUGUUGUCAUGCUUAUGCAGAAUAACCUUGACCUUUUAACUGCAGUCAAUGGUAUUGUUAAUGACCUUGACAUGUUGUGUGUUGUCAGGGUGAUUCAGAAUGACCUUGAACUACAUCAAUGUUUGUAAAAGUGCUGGCUUAUAGUAAUGGGUUUCUAAUACUCCAAGCAAUAAAGUUUAUCAUAUUUAAA